This is a messenger RNA of Mytilus trossulus (common blue mussel), 1473 nucleotides long. Its product is annotated as angiopoietin-related protein 6-like. The record is from RefSeq and is a predicted model, not a curated record. The coding region runs from base 123 to 872 and encodes 249 amino acids. The transcript has 5 exons. Lineage: Eukaryota; Metazoa; Mollusca; Bivalvia; Mytilida; Mytilidae.
ACUUUGAGUGUCACUUUGUAUAUUCACUUAUUUCACAAUUUCCUUCAAUCAUUUUCACUUCCUGGAUUGGAGAGAGACUAUCCUGUUACCGGUAAUAUAAUUGUAGCUUAAUUAGAAUUAAAAUGAGUAUAGGUAUGAAGAAGACAUUGAUACUGGCAGUUGUAUUUGUUUGUUUAUCAUUUGUUAGUGGUCUGGAUGAAGAGGCAGUUAAUGAAAAUGAUAUUAAACAAUACCAAGAUUGUGGAGCAGCCAGAAAACUUGGAGGUUACCAAAAGAGUGGUGUAUACAAAUUAUGGAUGAAUACAACAAAGACCUACUUCAAGAUAAUCUGUGAGCAUACACCAAACAACUCCUUCAAUGUGAUUCAACGCAGGAUUGAUGGUAGAGAAAACUUCAACAGAUUGUGGCAUGAUUACGUAGCUGGUUUUGGUUCUUCUCAGGCAGAUUAUUGGGCUGGUCUUAACUCAAUAUAUUACUUGACAAAUCAUCAAGGUAACAGCAUUCUUACAGUAAACUUACAAGAUUGGGCAGGAAUAAACAAAAAUGCUCGCUACAACUACUUCAAACUGAUGGAUUCUACACACUUCAGGCUAUCCAUCGGUGGCUACAGCGGGGAUACAGGAGACUCAAUGUCACAAAAUAACAACAUGGUGUUCGCCACACCAGACAAAUUAGACACCCACAGAUGUGCCGCAGGCUAUCAGGGAGGAUGGUGGUUCAAUUACUGUACCUACGCAUUUUUGAAUGGAAAGUAUUAUUAUGGCGGACCCUACCAACCAAGUGGACAGUUCUAUGACGGUAUCUACUGGUACAGUUGGGGAGGAUAUGGAUAUUCUAUGAAGUUCGCACAAAUGAUGCUGUCAAGUUCAUAAACUGUGCAAAUGAUUUCUUUUACAAUAUAUUCACAAUUGCAAACAAAUAAACAAAAUCAAAAUUCAACAUGAUAGAAAUUAAACAGCUACCAUUUUGCUCUUUUAAGCCUUUCAUUACAAUGCAAAUUAACAAAUUAACAAUUUACUUCCUUUACUAAGAUGCAUUUUUUUUUUACAGAAUCUCCAAUUGUACAGGUAAUGUUCCUGUAAGAGGUCAGAAUCAUUGUAAAAUAAUCCAAAUGCAGCAUUUUAAGUUUUUAAUUUUUACGUUUAUUCAAUUUGACUUGUCUUUAUUAUGUUUAUCUGUAAUGCUGAUUAACUCAUAUCUUAAGUUUACCAUAUUUCAUGAAAUAUUUACAAGGGAGAUAAUUCAAUAUCUAAAACUGCUAAAAGCAAAUCAUUGAAAAUAAGUCUUCAAACUUGUGUGUGCCAACUAACAUAGUCAUAGGCUUACUGUUCAUGUUGUUAUUCAUGUAACUAAACAUAAAUAACAGUAAUAGAUGCAUUUAGUGAAUUUUUCAUAUUUUGUUUUCUAUCAUUGUCUAGUAGUCGUAUUAUUUUUUUUUCACUUUCAAAAUCAAUAAACUUUUAUACACUUCUA